Molecule: messenger RNA, 2573 nt
Organism: Alosa alosa (allis shad)
Lineage: Eukaryota; Metazoa; Chordata; Actinopteri; Clupeiformes; Clupeidae
Gene: fam167ab
Product: family with sequence similarity 167 member Ab
Exons: 3
Coding region: 625-1293 (222 amino acids)
Source: RefSeq, a predicted model, not a curated record
GCACAUACACAUACAUAUACCUGACUCUGAGUGCGCCGUAAACGCUGCAGCACAUACAGGACACCUACCCGCGCGCAUGGUAAGGACGCGCGCAGUUUUCACGAGGAUUCGUAAACUGUCUCCAGGCAACCAAAACCUGACGAAACUCAUGUCGCCCCUCCUCUAAUGAUGAUAGGGCCACACAUAGUCUACGUGAUGUCUAUAGACCUGUGAUGAAGUAAAAGAUCUUAUUGAAAUGCGUCGCUCUAGUCACAUGAACUUUUGGGAGAGCAAAGUACCCAACAUUUUGUUGACUGUGUGCGCAUCAAGAUUGUACCAGGUUCAACUCAGGUUGACCUAUUCACAAACGGACAUACUUUGAUUUUGUAAAAAGGCACACGCGCUCCAUUCCGUGAUCCAGAGGAGGAACAAAACGUGACCUGACCUCACCUUGUUUUCAACCGCCUGAUUGUAUUGGCCAUAAAGGGAUGGCAGCAGGCUGUGAAUACCUGCUCUCGCAUGCAGCCUAGACAUCAGCCUGGUGGCAAGAUGAGACUCGCCUGACUGGAGUUCCCCAAUCUUCCCCAGACUGCACACUCCCUGUUUUACUAUUCUGUCUCUUCUUCUCGCUCCUGUGACCAAACCAUGGACCCGGAGACACCUCCGUUGCCGAUGAUCCAAGUGGAGGAUGUGGACGGGCCGGAUUGUCUGGACGACUUGGACCCCUCCUCCUCGGACGACCACCUGCGGACGCUGAAGGCCCUGACUCAAAAGCUGAGGCUGGAGACGCGUCGGGCAUCUUAUCAGGAGUGGAGGGACCAAUUGGAGGCCCAGAGCGCCAACAGAGGGCUCACAGGGGUCACGGACGCGGGGGCAAAGACACGCUCGGGGCAGAGCGGCAGCAGCCGCAGCAGGGUUUCUACAGAGGACGGCCAGGGGGGAAGUGGUGCUCUGGGUGAGGACGACACAGGAGACACCAUUCCGGCCUCACGGAACCUGAAGGGGUUUGGGAAUAUUGACGAGGCACUCGAUUGGUUGCGGAAGGAACUGAAAGACAUGCGUCUGCAGGACCAGCAGCUGGCGCGGCAGCUCAUGCGUCUCCGCGGCGACAUCAACAAGCUGAAGAUCGAGCAGACGUGCCACCUGCACCGCCGCAUGCUCAACGACGCCACCUACGGGCUGGAGGAACGAGACGAGCUGUCCGACCUGCUGUGCGACGGCCCCGUCACGCCAGGCUUCGGCCUCUCCGCGCCCCUGCGCCUCAUCGGCGUCACCAAGAUGAACAUCAACUCGCGCCGCUUCUCGCUCUGCUAGCAACAGGCUAAAACAGGGGGUCUCUGGCCUGCUCCAGAGGGCUCCUCAACACGACAACAACAACAACCAUAUAGCAUUCAUAAAGUGCUUUAUCAAGGCGGCCAAAAUGCUUUACAGUGAAGGUCGAACCUCACAAAACACCACCAUUGUGUAGCACCCAUCUCAACACAAAACUCACAAUCUUCUAUCACUGACAAUUCCUCCAUCUAUACCGGGUCUUAUCACACCUCGUUUGAAGACUGUAUAGUCUACAAUCUUCUGUCUAGACCUGGCACAAGCACAUUUGGUGUGAAGACGUUUGGUGUUCACAUUCUUCUAUCUAUACCUGGUUCAAGUUUUUGAAGACUGUGACACAAAAACUGUUCUCAGUUGGGUCAACUGGCAUGUCUUGGCAUCCUUCCCUUCUCUGUUUACCUGAUUAUUCUCAUCAGUGGCAAUCCAGGUGAGCUAAACACAUGAUUUAGCUCAUGGACCAUUUUUAUUGCACUGCUUUCAACCAAGGGUGCUUGUAGAAAGCGUAGCUGGAGUUGGGCUGGUUGGAUUGAAAAACGCCUGGAAAAGAAAUGUGAAUUGGACAGAGACACGACAGCAUUCACAUACAGAAAAGCCUUAGAUCUCCUCCUUAUUUGCAUGCAAGACAAGAGUUGAGUCUGAGUUGCAUGUGCGUCUUCAAAUUCUCCUGCUUCAGAUCUGCAGGCUAGAAGUCCAUUUUGCUGUAGGUCUGACCGUAGGAAACAGAUCAGGCCCUGAUCAGCGAGCGAUCCACUGGAUCACCGUGAUCAAGGAUCCAAUGGAUCAAACGGACGCUGAAAUAGACUGAGCCGAGCACUGUGUCCCCUGCCAUCUUUGCUGAGUGUCAUACUGGCCCUCUCACAGACAGUAGCUAGGCACCCUCCCACUUCCCGCUCUUUCUUUCUUUCUUUCUUUCUUUCUUUCUUUCUUUCUUUCUUUCUCUCUCUCUCUCGCUUUCUCUGUCUAGAUAGUACAAACUUGUGGCUAGGGGAUCUUCAUGGAUGAUUGCUUCAUUAGCAGUGGCCCCUUGUGUAAAGCCCAGUUUGUGUAGCUUGUUUGCCUCUCAUGGGUCUGCCUUUGACUUUCUGCUGACUAAAGCCUUAAUGGUACAUAGAGAGAACCUCUCUAAUGGAGGCACACUUUUUAAAUGCACAUUCCAAAAGGAUGAAAUGCACAUGUGUUGUUUUGUUUUGUUUGUCUACAAUUACUUUCAUUAAUAUAAAGUAACUUUAUUUUUGUUUAUUUUUACGCUGUAUCCUCUGCUAUUC